AUGCAAGGAUGCUUGGCAUCUUUGCUUCGCGUUCAAUCAGCUCUGCAAACGCUGUACCGCCAAUACAAAACCAAUAUUGACUUUCCAAGUCAGCUGCGUGUUUUUGGUGAGUCUCUAUUUUGGGAAGAGCUAAAAGAAGCAGAAGCCGUUAUCGCGCCAAUAUCUUACGCAUCGUUUCGUCUUCAGCGAGAUGAGAAUACCCUGGGAGAUGUCGUGCAAUCAUUUCGGGAAAUUUAUGAGGGUUUCCAGCAACAUCUUGUCCGUCGUAACAAACUAGUUGAGUGCGUUGAGCAUCGUUGGGCGCAGUGUGAGCAGCCCCUGUUUAUGAUUGGCUUUGCACUACAUCCAGUGUACGCCGAGAUCGCCCGAGAGUUACCUGAGACCGCUGUAUCGGGAACUGGCACGUUGUGCAAGAUUGCUGUUUACUAUUUCCGGCGACUGUUUUCUACUGAGGAUAUUUGCGAGAUACGACGUGAUAUGCUGGCCUGGAUGAAAGGUCGCUUUACCCGAACGAAGCCUAGCGAGGUUCUCUCUAUUGCAGUAAAUACUGCCACAUGCGAGCGUCUCUUUACAUGUUCGCAAUCGGUCUAA
Messenger RNA from Phytophthora infestans T30-4, 591 nucleotides. RefSeq lists its product as uncharacterized. The transcript is spliced from 3 exons. NCBI's taxonomy places the organism in Eukaryota, Oomycota, Peronosporomycetes, Peronosporales, Peronosporaceae. The record is from RefSeq and is a predicted model, not a curated record. Bases 1 to 591 code for a protein of 196 amino acids.